AUGGAAUUUGUUGGUACAAUGACGGAUAAUGGCCCUUUCAAAAAUGAGGAAUAUCAUGGAUCUCUAAGUGGAGAAGCAAAUUCAAGUGACAAUUUAGAGCUGUAUCAUCGAUUUAACGAUGAGAGAAACCCCAAGUACCAAGCGAUGAUCGCUGAAUUGCAUGACUUCUUUCGCCUUACUUUGGCGGAAACUAUAAACGUAACUGAUAUUGACGGGUUAAAAUAUGAUAAUAUUAAGGUUACUAAAUUUAGAGAGCUAAUGCCCAGAAUGCUGAAUAACUGUCGCGAAUUAACACAAAGGAAGUCUUAUAUCCCCUUAGAUUUAGAAAUUAGCGAGAAUGAAGAAAAGCAAAAGAGAUUCCAGCUACUGCACCGACAUCAAAUCGUGUUGAGUUUUCAAGAAUUUUGUGAUGAAAUGGCCAAGUCAAUAAUUGAAGCACACGUUCUUAGCUUUUUGUCCAAAUGUGAAUAUUCAUAUGACAUCGUAUCCAAACAUUGGGCCUCCUUUUAUAAAUUAUUUGAAUAUGUGAUAGGCGCGCUUGGACCUAUCAUAUCAUAUGUUCCUGUGAACUACCCUAUGAUCAAAAAAGAACUGGGAUUUGAGCUUCUGACGUUGUUUCAAUAUUACGACUUCAAACUUUUUGAAUGUAUAAAAGCUAAUUUUGGAGAAGAGUUCCCAAUUCUUGUGACUGCUUCUAUUCAUCACUAUAUCCAUAUGUUUCCAAUAACGAACAUUAUGUUAGAGAAUGAAACUCCUAUGCUCCGUAUAAUGUCUAAUUGUAACUUCAAUGUAGAGGGUCUGAGUCCCAAAAGUUAUUAUUUGAAAACACUAAAGGCUUAUUUUGAAGAGGAACCAAAUUUAGGUCCAAAGCUGGAAACUUUUAGAAAUUUUAAAGUACUACUAACAAGAAAUGCACUGUUAGCGUCGCUGUUUUUUCCCGAAUGGGUGAGUGACGCAAAUGAUUUAUUUAUAGGGCACCUACUGCUGAAUAAAUACUCCAUCAGUCAGUACAUUGAAAUUGGAAAAAACACAUACGAUGAACAAAAAGAGCGAUACUUCAAGACUGAGACAAGUUUUAGUCUAUUGAUGUUUAGAAAUGCGUUUGAGGCAAGAAAUAUGCUGAAAGAGUUUAAGGAAUUUUGUGAUGAUGUAAUUUCAGAAAAGUUGGGAGCUGCAUAUGGAGCCAAUCACGACACUGAAAAGCUCUUCGAUGAAGUGGUUCAACUGGCUAACGUAGACCACUUAAAAAUUUAUUCCGAUACCUUAGAACAUCAUUUAUGCGAAUUGCUAGGGAGCACUAGUAAAGCCAUUGAACACUAUGUCAAGUAUUUUGAAUCUCACCUAUUCAGGCUUGUGAGGAAGAUAAAAGCAAAAAGAACUGAGUUAUCCAGGGACGCGAAAAAGAAGUACCUCUACGAAAAUAUCCCCAUAUUGAGACUAAAGUUUGUCAACCUCCCCACGUUUCCUAGUUUUUUUGAAAGAUCAAUCUUCAGAAAGACAAUUCUACAAAGUGACCAAGAUUCUGUAUUUGUUAAGGAUAUAUUACCAGUUUAUAAAGACUGCUUGAUGGAACUUUUCAAGCAGAGAAUCAUAACGAACGUUUCACAAGAGGACGAAAUGCUCUACCGCGAUCAGUAUCAACCGUAUCUGUCACAGUUCUUCCAACCAGUGGAGGUUAUGGCAGAUUUAAAAAUUAAGUACGCGUCGUUCUUGUCCUUUUACGAGAACAUCGAAGUUGCGGUCAAGUUUGGCAAGAAGUACAAUGAAGACAAUUAUAGUUCGUUCUUCCCACUUAUUUUUGACAGAGAAAGAAUUCCCAAAAUUUUCCAGCAAUCUAAUGACGAGCUUGGAAAAAAUUUCAUUUUACCUCAAGAGAUGGACAGUAUAUGGAACGAAUUUUUAUCCAGUUUUCACCAGGAUAACAGGCUAAAAGAUUCUGAUACGUCCAAGAAGGAACUAUACCCGAUGUGGAAUUUGCAUCAUUGUGAUGUGGAAUCCCCCUACACAAUACCCCAGGGGGGCUAUCUGACAUUCGAAUUGACCCUUUUCCAAACCUGCGUAUUGACUUUAUUCAAUGAUAGCAAUCGCCUGACAUUUCAGAGCAUCUCAGAGCAAACAAAGCUAGGGAAUAAGGACUUGAUGUUGAUUUUGAAGUCGUUUUUAAACUACAAAAUCGUGACGAGAGACAAUGAAAAUACCUACAAGAUAAAUGAGAACUUCCAACCUGAUUUGAGGAAAGUGAAGAAUGGUAAACUACGUGUAGUGCUACCGAGAAACACCUCCAUGCAAAUCAGCAGUAACUCGACCAAUGGGAGAAGUAGUUCUUUGCACCACGAGGGAAGUAAUUCACAGUGGACUCAAGAACUACUGAAGACUUGCAUUACCAGGUCUGUCAAGGGCGAGAAAGAGGGACUCAGCUACGACCGUCUAUUCGAGACGGUCAAGCAACAAAUAAAAGGCUUCAGCGUUGGCGAGUUCAGGGACGCCCUGGCCAAACUCCUGCGAGACAAGUUCAUAACCAAGGACGAGUCUACAGAGACCUACAAGUACUAA
Messenger RNA from Saccharomyces eubayanus, 2553 nucleotides. It is a transcript of the gene RTT101, whose product is annotated as cullin RTT101. The coding region runs from base 1 to 2553 and encodes 850 amino acids. Gene Ontology annotation, biological process: protein ubiquitination. Gene Ontology annotation, molecular function: ubiquitin protein ligase binding. The record is from RefSeq and is a predicted model, not a curated record. The transcript has a single exon. NCBI's taxonomy places the organism in Eukaryota, Fungi, Ascomycota, Saccharomycetes, Saccharomycetales, Saccharomycetaceae. Gene Ontology annotation, cellular component: Cul3-RING ubiquitin ligase complex.